GAGGAAAGUCAGUGUGAAAGGAGAGAGUCCUAGUCUCAGUUGUAUCCCAAAAGUGUUGAGAGACAUCUAUGCGUCCAGGAAUAUGCACCCCAUCCACGUUCUGUUACUGGGGUUUGUCCUGGGUGUGUUGGCGUACCAUGGGUCUGCAGAUAGGAAUGUACUGCAAAAGAGAGGAGUGGAAACGACGAGGAAGAUAAACGGGCAACCGACGAGGCGGAGGACACGUCCCAACCAUUCCGCUCCGCCAUACGCGGUUCAGAUGGAACCGCUUGUCAAAUAUUCACAAAGGGAUCCUUUAUACCACCAAAAAAUAAAUAACAAUUCGAUAGAAAGCACCUCCCGGGGUGACCAUGAGCCAGAACCUAGCAAUAACAUUGCCGAGGUAGCGAGUCCGUACGGAUAUGAACAGCAUCCGUACCAUCCCCAUUAUUACCAAGAACCCGAGCCUAUAAUUGAAAUCAUAAUAAAAGAGUCUAACGAAAGCCUGCCAGCGCCUACGCCACCUUCGACCCUUCCGCCUCCACCGUCGACAAAAGAACCGGUUCAUGUAUUUUACGUGAAAUACAAGAAAAACCCUUAUUCGACGGGCAAAGACGGAGAGGCGGACGUCAUUUACGAAAAACCCGUACCGGCUCUGACUUCACAUCAGAGUGAUAUAAUCGAAGAGGACCAUCAUACACCCGUUCAGACUGAACCGCCGUCUUACAAUUAUGCGACGGCAGCGCUUCCUCCUAGCACGACACUCAGGACUAUUAUCAGGCCCGAUUCCGAGAUAUACCAUGGUUCUGGGCUGAAAGUAACUUUCGAAAAUCCUAGUCAUCAUCAAUAUGACAGAAGUGAAGUUGAACUGGACGAGAGUGCGUCUGAGCCGGAGGUCGUCGCACCUGAACAAGACGAAGCGCAGAAACGAGACUCUGUUGAAAUCCCUCAGAAGACACAUCAGUACAAGAGACAGCAAGGACCGUACAUCCCGCAAUAUCAACCUCAGCAACCGAGCGAUCAACAGUAUCACCAGCCACCACUUGCCCCUCAGCAGUUUGUAAAUCCUCAAGCUAGACACCCAGGUGCUCAAGGAAGCGACGUCCGCCACCCUCCUCCAUUCACGAGAGGAAACCACAAGCACUCUUUCCCUCAACAGCCUUCUAAGCCGACAUUCCGUCCUCAGCACACCGCUGCAAUAUUCCAAAGACCUCAACAAUUCCGAGAGUCCGUGAAUCAAGGGCCUCCUCAGCAUUUAGGGCCCAACCAGCACUCUUUAAACCAUCAACCUCCAAACCAACCUCCUCAGCAACAUUUUCCCGAUUUAACACAUAAAUCGAGACCACAGCAUCCUCCGCCACAGACCAAUUUUAAACAAAAUGGGCCACCUACGCUAAAUUACCAGCCCAAUAAUUUCGCAGACAGCAAUCAACAAAGGCAGCAGUUUCAGCCGACGUUAGCUGCCCAAAUCGAACAAUAUCAGCAACAUAAACAGUUUUUAUACCAGCAGAAUUUAAGACAUCAAGCUCUUCAACAGCAACAAGAGCAACAACAAAAUAGUCAAUUAAAUCAUCGACCGAAUCCUACACCUAGUAGACCUCCGACAAGUCAAACUCAAAUCGAAUAUUCCCAGUAUAAAUCACAACAACCGAUUCAUGUGCAAUCUUCGGUACAGUUUCAAAGAAAUCAGCAACAAUUCGUUCAUCAUCAAAAAGAAGCUUUGCCAAAACCUCAACAGUAUACCUUCUCGCCUCAACAACAGCCCGUCCAUAAUGACGUUCACUCCAGUCCGAAGACGUCUUAUGUAACUUUACCGCCGCAGUCUCAAUCACACCCGUCAUUCCAACCUCCCUUCAGCUCACCUUCUUCAAGCCAGCAACCUUCUUUCCAACAAAACGAACGGCCAUCAUUCUCUAACAGCCAUCAAACAAAUACUAAACCCCCUCCCUUCUCUCAAAAUCAGCAGCCUGUUUUCGGGCAGAAACAGACAUAUUACCAGAACCACCAAAGCCAAGUUACUCAAAACAAAGACGUUCGUAUUACAGAACAGAGCGGAAAGUCGUCGCCAUCUUUCAGUGGAGGUGAAAUUGUUAAAUCGAUUUCCCAGCUUGAAGCCCAUCAGAUUCAACCAGCGCAAAAACCAUCAAAUAAAUUAAACUACAACCAGCACAAAGAAGAACAAACAAUCAACGACUACAAUCAUAAUUCCCAAAUAUUCACCAGUCCAGACAGUUUCAAAACACAACACCAACAGCAAUCCAAUCAGCAGGACUAUAGGCUACAGGGAAGGUACAAACCCCAAGAAACCUACAGUUCCCAACAAAGCUACAAACCCCAAAGUAGCUACCAGCCUCAAGACAGCUACACACCACAACAAAGUCACCAAACACAAGAAAGGAAUAAACCAGACAGCUACAAGCCCGAGAAUCACAGAUACCAACCAGUGUAUACUUCCUCCACGCCGAAACCGAGACCGACCUUCACUUCAAGAACUAGUACAGCCGUUCCACAUACAAAAAAUAAAGUAUUUUCUUUAGUUCCUUCAAGUACGGAGUCGACGGAUUCGAACGAAGACGUUUAUGAAUCCUCGAAAGAAAAACAGCAAGAGCUGGCGAAGAAAGAAGACGAGAAGAAAAAGGCCAACCUCGCUGUGCUGCCCGAUGAAGUUCCGGACGACCUCAGGCAACAGCUUCUUUCAUCCGGUAUUCUCGGAAAUGCCGACAUACAAAUAUUAGACUACGAUAAAGUCGGUGAUAUCCCAAUUGAAAGUCUGCCACCGGAAGCGUUGGAGAAUUUUUACGGGGCCGCUAGCGAUCCUGUUCCUUCCAUUGUCAAACCUGACAGCCCUCCUUCUCAAAAACAAGUUGAAAUGAAAGUUGUCCGAUACGAUCCGAACACUAAAGAAGGUCAGAGUGUUGCAGAUACAUACGUGAGAGAAGACGCGACGCAGUUGGACCCAGUCGUCCUCAACGACACGCGCUACAACAGAUAUUUACCGUUGAAAGUGAGUGGUACACAGUUUCCGAUUCCAGAUGUUCCUCAACUAAAAGGCCGGAUCGUUAACAGUGUAGUAGUGCUCGCUCCUGUCGACUAUGACUUUAUACAGACGCAAGACCAGACGCCGGAGAUCGACAGAUCUGGAAAAGCCGUCCAAGUCCAGAGUGUGCGAUUUCUCGCUGGAGACAGUCUUAAAACGGUUGUGAAAAGCCCAACAAUGGAAAACUAUAAAAACUGGCUUGAAAAGGAGAAAGAAACACCCACCGAAAAGCAAUCUGUUGUACUUCUCGUCACCAGAUCAAUGGAAGAGGAAAAGGACAAAGACACAGAAAUUUACAUGUACGAUAUCUCGACUGAAAAUGUUAGCAAACUAAGGGGAGAACUUAGUUCAGCAUUUGUUGAAGUUGCUCAAUCCAACUCAGAAAGUGAAGAAAUUGAAGAACUUGCACCACAAAUCACCCAGACGGAUACGCCUGCAUCACAAUUGUAAAUAACUGUUUAGAAAAAAAAAUUGAUUCCUCAUCAAUUCAAACGGCUGAUAGUCCAAGUUCCCUAUGCCAAAAAAUACUGUAAAAUGAGAUGUUUAAAUAUUUGCUUUUUAUAAUAAAUUUUUUUAACAA
Cimex lectularius (bed bug) is the source of this 3596-nucleotide messenger RNA. Its product is annotated as mediator of RNA polymerase II transcription subunit 15-like. The record is from RefSeq and is a predicted model, not a curated record. The transcript is spliced from 3 exons. NCBI's taxonomy places the organism in Eukaryota, Metazoa, Arthropoda, Insecta, Hemiptera, Cimicidae. Bases 83 to 3466 code for a protein of 1127 amino acids.